CUGUGGCUGACGGGCUGUGGGCCUGCUUGUUGCGCUGAAUGCAUUUUUAUACAUAUUUGAAGCUGCACACUGUGAUGCGCGUGCACUGGAAGCAGCCUGCCAACCCCACAUAAAGGCCUAUGUGGAGGCAUUGCAGCAUCACUCCGGGUUCCGCUGCUUCCUUCAUAAUGGAUUUCACCGAGGCGUCUGACCCGUUCAGGUGAAAUCACACCUACGGCUCCUAUGCACUGUUGCUGAAAUGAUGGCAAAUGGCGAAUCCGCGGCUUUAAAUUCAUAACUGAGGGUUUCAUGCCCACGGCCGCCCGUGAGCACGCACGCACGCACGCACGCACGCACGCACGCACGAAGGAAAAGCCCUCACUCACUAACGAAUUCGUGCUGAAAGGUCUGCGCACCGACGCGCACGUUCCGCGAGCCUCCCCGUCCACGCAUCCAGGCUCGAGCGCGUGUAACGGCAGGCGCUACCUCCCUCCUCCACGCGUAAAUUAUGUAGAGCAGGACGCGUUGCUACGUCCAUUUAAGAAAACCCGGCUGGUGGAUGUGAGGGGAAGGGGGCAAAGAACACCAAGAAGUUAACCCCCCCUCCAGUUCGUGUUCAACCAGCGUUUGGCAGAAGAGGACUGUAGCGCAUCACGACUUCCCCAUUGUGAAGCCAAGGAGAAGAAAAGAUGGACAUCACGGAUCAAGGCGCUCAAAUGGAGCCGCUAUUACCAACGGAACAAAGUUCCCAAGAGAACAAAGAUGUGAGAACGGAUGAGGAGGCAGUGGUGGACCGUGGGGGCACACGCUCCAUGCUCAACACUAACUUUGAGAAGGAAGAACUAGAAGGUCACCGCACUCUCUACAUUGGGGUUCACGUUCCCCUGGGUCGGAGGUCGCACCGGCGUCACCGUCACCAUGGACACAGACACAGGAAGAGGUCUAAGGAGAGGGACUCUGGGACUGAUGACGGUCGGGAAUCCCCGUCACACGACACACCGGCUCAGAGGGUACAGUUUCUUCUGGGGACGGAGGACGGUGAUGAGGAGCACAUCCCCCAUGCCCUGUUCACUGAGCUGGAUGAAAUCUGCCUGAAGGAGGGCGAGGACGCUGAAUGGAGAGAGACAGCCAGGUGGCUGAAGUUCGAGGAGGACGUUGAGGACGGAGGGGAGCGGUGGAGUAAACCCUACGUCGCUACUCUGUCGCUGCACAGUCUCUUCGAGCUCCGCAGCUGCAUCAUGAAUGGGACCGUGAUGCUUGACAUGAGGGCCAACUCCCUGGAGGAGAUCGCAGACAUGGUUCUGGAUCAGCACGAGGCCUCGGGCGCUUUGGGUCAGGACGCCAGGGUAAAGAUCCGGGAAGCCCUGCUCAAACAGCACCACCACCAGAACCACAAGAAGCUGGCCAACCGGAUCCCCAUCGUACGCUCCUUCGCCGACAUUGGCAAGAAGCAGUCUGAGCCUCAUUCCAUGGACAAGAAUGGCCAAACGGUCUCACCUCAGGCCCAGCCGACCAACAACGAGGGCAAGCAGGACGUCAGCCGAGAAAACAGCGCUGUGGACUUCAGCAAGAUUGACCUUCACUUCAUGAAGAAGAUCCCUCCUGGUGCUGAGGCCUCCAAUGUCCUGGUGGGGGAACUGGAUUUCCUCGACCGCCCCGUGGUGGCCUUCAUCCGCCUGGCCCCCGCUGUGCUGCUCAACGGCCUGGCCGAGGUUCCCAUCACCACCAGGUUCCUUUUCAUCCUGCUUGGUCCCAUGGGGAAAGGAGCACAGUAUCAUGAAAUUGGACGGUCAAUUGCUACCCUGAUGACCGAUGAGAUUUUCCAUGAUGUCGCUUACAAGGCCAAAGACAGGAACGACCUGGUGGCCGGCAUCGACGAGUUUCUGGACCAGGUGACAGUGUUGCCGCCUGGAGAGUGGGACCCCUCCAUCAGAAUAGAGCCUCCUAAAAACGUGCCCUCUCAGGAGAAGCGGAAGAUUCCUCCCGUUCCCAAUGGAGUGACAGAUCUGGGCGAGUCCGAGGAACACGGGGGCCACGGGGGCCCUGAGCUCCAGCGCACUGGGAGGUUCUGCGGCGGGCUCCUAUUAGACGUCAAGCGAAAGGCUCCUCACUACCUUUCCGACUACACGGACGCCAUCAGUCUGCAGUGUCUGGCCUCCUUCCUCUUCCUCUACUGCGCGUGCAUGUCUCCCGUCAUCACCUUUGGAGGGCUCCUGGGCGAGGCCACCGAGGGACGCGUUAGUGCUAUCGAGUCCCUCUUCGGAGCCUCCAUGACUGGAAUCGCCUACUCUCUUUUCGCUGGUCAGCCCCUCACCAUCCUGGGCAGCACGGGACCCGUCCUCGUCUUCGAGAAGAUCCUCUACAAGUUUUGCAAGGAAUACGGACUCUCCUACCUCUCCCUGAGGGCCUGCAUUGGCCUGUGGACGGCCUUCUUCUGUCUGCUGCUGGUGGCCACCGAUGCCAGCUCGCUUGUCUGCUACAUCACACGCUUCACCGAGGAAGCAUUCGCCGCGCUCAUCUGCAUCAUUUUCAUCUACGAGGCCCUGGAGAAACUGCUGCACCUGGGGGUGCACUACCCCAUCAACAAGAACAACAACCUUCAGAAGCUCACGCAGUACUCAUGUGCUUGUGUGGAGCCCAGAGACCCCAGCAAUGAGACCCUGCGCUACUGGGAGGAGAAAAACAUCACAGCCUCUCAGGUCAACUGGACCAUGCUGGAGGUCAAGGAGUGCGAGAUGUUUCAUGGGGAGUUUGAAGGCAGCGCCUGUGGGCCCCACGGCCCUUUCAUACCUGACGUGCUCUUCUGGUGCGUGGUCCUCUUCUUCUCCACCGUCUUCAUGUCCGCCUUCCUCAAGGAGUUCAAGACGAGCCGAUACUUCCCCACCAAGGUGCGGGCCAUCAUCAGCGACUUUGCCGUCUUCAUCACCAUCCUCACUAUGGUGUUUAUAGAUUACGCGCUGGGGAUCCCCUCUCCUAAAUUACAGGUCCCCAACAAGUUCAAACCAACCCGCGAUGAUCGUGGCUGGGUUAUAAACCCUGUGGGGCCCAACCCUUGGUGGACAACCAUCAUCACCUUCAUCCCUGCUCUGCUCUGCACCAUCCUCAUCUUCAUGGACCAGCAGAUCACAGCAGUGAUUAUCAACAGGAAAGAGCACAAACUGAAGAAAGGCUGUGGGUACCACCUGGACCUGUUCGUGGUGGGGGUGAUGCUGGGUGUUUGCUCCGUGAUGGGCCUGCCGUGGUUCGUGGCGGCGACCGUGCUCUCCAUCUCCCAUGUGAACAGCCUGAAGCUGGAGUCCGAGUGCUCGGCCCCCGGAGAGCAGCCCAAGUUCCUGGGCAUCAGAGAGCAGCGCUUCACGGGCCUCAUGAUCUUCACGCUGAUGGGCUGCUCUGUCUUCAUGACCUCUGUCCUGAAGUUCAUCCCUAUGCCUGUGCUGUAUGGAGUCUUUUUGUACAUGGGGGCCUCCUCACUUAGAGGUAUUCAGCUGUUCGAUCGCCUCAGGCUGUUCGGCAUGCCGGCCAAACACCAGCCAGACUUCAUCUACCUGCGCCACGUCCCUCUGAGGAAGGUGCACCUCUUCACCAUCAUCCAGCUCAGCUGCUUGGUCCUGCUCUGGGUCAUCAAGACCUCCAAGGCUGCUAUCGUCUUUCCCAUGAUGGUCUUAGCGCUAGUGUUCAUCCGUAAGCUGCUGGAUUUCAUCUUCACUAAGAGAGAACUCAGUUGGCUGGAUGACCUCAUGCCAGAGUGGAAGAAGAAGAAGCUGGAGGAUGCAGCAAAAGAGGAGGAACACAGUAUUAUUGCAGAGGAGGAAGGCAUCGUCCAAGUGCCGAUGGAAGGGCAUUACAAGAGUGACCCAGCCACAGUGAACAUCUCUGACGAGAUGUCUAAAGGAUCUUUCGGGAGCGUGAUGAAGGGUGUCAGCCCUGCGGAGAGUGCUAAGAAGGAAGCAAGUGUUAAGAGCUCCCCCUCCUAACCUCUCGGAAGCCGAUAUCCCAAAGUUGCACCAGUGGCGGUGAGAAGCGACAUAAGCGGCGGAGGCACGAGAAGAGCUUGGACCGGGAGACGAGUUUGUGAUGACACGUGCUGGCGGUGCCACCGUGCCGCCAACCGGUAAACGUAAAAAUAAAAAUAAAUAAAUACAAAAAAACAACAACAGAAAAUCUGUACCGUGCCACACUCAACCACCUUUGUACUGUGCUACACUGUGUUUUUGUCAUGUAAGUCUGUGUACAAUUGUGUAAAACAAAGAAAAUCUCGUUAGAAACAGUAUUAGCAGUGAGGAGUCGGACCCGGUUGUGUCCGGUUCUGUAUAUCGGUGUUUGGUGAUACCAGCAACAGAAGCGAGACAGGAUUAUAUGACACUUACAGUAACUGCUGUGUCAAUGGGCCAAUUACAUAAACGUUUUAAACAGUUUUUAAACUUUAUUUGUAUUUUGUAUGUUUGUAUAUUUUUCCAACAACUGCAAGUUGUCCUUUUAAAAACCUGCCACAUCGAAGCACGUGUUUGUGCGCAGUAUUUAAUGCCGCUAUUGUCUCCACACACUUCACAACAGAAAACCUACAGUAGAUCUUUGUCAUUACUAACUGGUAUCUCAAAGGGUUGGCUAUCUAGCAGAUGUAGUACAUUUUUUCAAAGUAUUAAAUAUACAUUUUAUAUAUUCUGUAUAUCUAAAUGUUUUGUGAUGGUGACAGCUCAUAUCACUCCAGGGUCUCUGCCAUUGCUAAAAUAAAAAUGUCUUCUUAUUGCACAUUUUCCUUGGCCAGUGAAGGAAAGAGGUUUACAAAGUGAGAAAUGCACUUAUUGGCUUUCUUUCCAUGAAUCGGGUGAGAGGAUUGAUUCAGUGCUAAUUAUUUUAAGCUAGCAGACAUAGCCUAGCACAACGCAGAAAAACAGGGGGAUCUGAAUAAGCUAACGUUCAACACAUAGCAUUCUGCCUGCCCAAUAUUUUUUGCCUUAUUCAUCUUAGCUUAGCACAAACAGCUAUCCGGGCUCUAAUGGAAAUAAAAUAAGAUAAAACUUACUAAUUAGCAUCCUUGCUUGCACUUUUUUCUUAGCUUUGACUGGUUAACACAGCUUAGCACAAGUGGCACAACUGGGUAAACCAUUAGCCUGGCUCUGUCUAAAGUAAAAAAAAGCAUCACCAUGUCUGGUUGUUGUGUCCAGUUGCCACAAUCAACAUUUCACUGGUGGACUCACUUACGGAUUCCUAUUAGGACCACAGUUUUUAAGCGCUUGGUGAUUCAUGAUCAAUUAACAUAGUGAUCACUAGCCAGCCAACGGUAUGAAAUACCACGUACCCUCGAUGCAUCUAGCGACUUGUCUGCUUACGUACAGUACACACAAGGAUGGUGUGUGUUUUUGACCAACGAAUGUUGGGACAAACAAGCUCUCUGCUGCAUUCCAGCUGCUAAAAUGAGCUCACAGCUCGGCUACGUCACCACUGCAAAGGGUCUAUAAAAACAAUGUUUUUUUUUUUUGUUUGUUUCUUGUGUUAACAGCACAGACAUAAUCCCCUUAACUAACUCAUGGAAAAUCAAAUCGUAUUUCUGAUAAUGUGAAACUAUUUCCUAGCUAUUUUUGUUGACAGCCUAUUGGAAACUGGCACUUAAAAGCUAGCAUGGCAGCAUAGAUUGGGAACUUUGAGUGUGUCUAGCUCCUUGGCCUUUGCUUUUUAAAACUCUUUAGGAUGUCUGUACAGAGUGCUCUAUGUUUUCCACCUGCACACUCUGUCAUCAUGUCAGUAGGCGUCAUCCAUGGACAUGUAAUCUCCUUUGAUCCUCAAUGUGUUAGCAUCUGAAGCUAAUAGGUUUUUUAAAAAAAACCUGCAUGAUAGUCAAACUGUCUUAUUGCAGGACUGUGGUUAUUCUUGAGAUGCAAUAAUACCUUUUUUUCUGGGAAGGGCAACAAGAUAAAAUGAUGGUAAAAAAUCUCAACAAUGUAUAAUACAUAGUAUAUUUUAUUCAUGUCAAAUGUUACUAAUAUAUUACUAACAUUGCAGGAUUUUCGUUGUACAGUAGAUUUUUCUUUUUCCCAUUGUUUAACUGAUUGUUCUUAGUUGAUUAGAGAAACUAAUAAUUGGUCAAAAUUAUAUCAGUAUCAAACAUUUUGGCCACAUUUGUGGAAUUCUGCCUUAAAAUGGGUAGUGAUUGCGGUACACUUUCUGUUUAAUAAUUCAAGACACCUGUAUAGAAAACAAGUUUUCAGUUCAGAGCCGUUGUGAUUUGUUUAAUGAGGGUGAGAGAGUGAGUGAGUGAGAGCAUAAAUAAAGGUAUUAAACGCUG
Molecule: messenger RNA, 6262 nt
Organism: Betta splendens (Siamese fighting fish)
Lineage: Eukaryota; Metazoa; Chordata; Actinopteri; Anabantiformes; Osphronemidae
Product: sodium-driven chloride bicarbonate exchanger-like
Exons: 27
Coding region: 669-3953 (1094 amino acids)
Biological process (GO): regulation of intracellular pH; monoatomic anion transport; transmembrane transport
Cellular component (GO): plasma membrane; basolateral plasma membrane
Molecular function (GO): solute:inorganic anion antiporter activity; monoatomic anion transmembrane transporter activity; sodium:bicarbonate symporter activity
Source: RefSeq, a predicted model, not a curated record